This is a messenger RNA of Python bivittatus (Burmese python), 3332 nucleotides long. The record is from RefSeq and is a predicted model, not a curated record. NCBI's taxonomy places the organism in Eukaryota, Metazoa, Chordata, Lepidosauria, Squamata, Pythonidae.
AUGGAAUCACAUUGUAUCCGGUCCACCAUGGCGCUGGGAUUGUCCUCGAAGAAAACCUCUUCCCGGAACAUCUCAGUAGAAAGGAAAAACCUGAUUACCGUCUGCAGAUUCUCCGUGAAGACUUUAUUGGAAAAAUAUACGAUAGAACCCAUUGAUGACUCAUCAGAGGAGUUUGUGAACUUUGCUGCUAUUUUAGAGCACAUACUCAGCCACCGUUUCAAAGCCUGCUUCCUCCUAGGUCCUGUCAGUUGGUUUAGCUCUGAUGGACAACGUGGCUUCUGGGAUUACAUCCGCCUGGCAUGCAACAAAGUCCCAAAUAACUGCGUCAGUAGUAUCGAAAACAUGGAGAACAUCAGUACCUCCAGAGCUAAGGGCCGGGCAUGGAUUCGUGUGGCCCUGAUGGAGAAGCGCAUGUCUGAGUAUAUUGCUACAGCACUUCGGGAUACUAGAACUACAAGGAGAUUUUAUGAUGAUGGAGCAAUAAUGCUGCGAGAAGAAUCCACCGUCCUCACGGGAAUGCUAAUUGGCCUCAGUGCUAUAGAUUUCAGUUUCUGCCUGAAAGGGGAAAUUAUGGAUGGUAAGACACCGGUGGUUAUCGACUAUACUCCAUACCUGAAGUUUACACAGAGUUAUGAUUACCUAAGUGAUGAGGAGGACCGGCACAGCCUGGAGAGUAGCACCAGUGAAGAGAGCUCCCCUGACCACCCUUACCUACCCCUCGUGACCGCAGAAGACAGCUGGUACAUUAAAUGGCGCAAGAUAGAGCAGAAGUUUCGCAUCGUCUAUGCACAAAAGGGCUAUCUAGAGGAGCUAGUUCGGCUGAGAGAGUCACAACUCAAGGAUCUGGAGGCCGAGAACAAACGCCUGAAGUUAAGGCUGGAAGAGGUGAAGGUGCAGAAUCAGUUAGAGAAACGAGAGCUGGAAGGGGUCAUCCUGGAACUGCAAGAGCAGCUGACGGGCCUCAUCCCUUCAGACAACAGUCAGUUUACCCAACUCUCCAAGGAGAUGGCUGCACCCUUGGUGAACCAGUGGCCCUCUUUGGGUACUCUGAACGGUAAUGAAAGUCAUGCAGAAGCCAAGAUAUUCAGGAGGCACAGCUUCAUGAGCACAGAUCAGCUCUCAACAGAGAUAAGUUUGAGUUCUGAUUCACAAAGGAUGGGUGAAGGGAAACAUGAAGGGGAACCUUGGGGGCCACUGGGAAAGGACCCAACUCCAUCAAUGUUGGGCCUCUGUGGGUCCUUGGCCUCCUUGCCUAGCUGCAAGUCUUUAGCUAGCCUAAAAUCCAACGAGUGUCUGGUGAGCGACAGCACUGAGCCCAGCCCUGCUCAUAGCCCUAGCUGAGGCAGCAGCAGGCUGUUCUCACGAACCUCAAAGAUGCCUAUGGAGGAGCAAAGAUUUUGGGUGGGCAAGACAUCUUGAAUCAAGCCCUCUUGGCUUGGUUUCAGUAGGUGGGGAGGGCAACUGAGCUGUUUGUCCAGCUUGAUGCAAAAGGGCAAUAUGCCUGCUUCCUCAACAAAACUCUCUUAGAAACCCAGACUUUCUUAAAUUGGGAGCAGAGAAAGAAAACAAAAGAAAGGCUGCCCACUUGUCAGAAGCUGGAAGGAUUGCCUACCACAAGCGCUUUUGUAACACGAUGCUGCGUGUAUUAUAUGUAACAUAUAUAUGAUUGAGAUUGCCAAAAGGUGGCUGCCUCUGCAAAACAACAUUUAAGAAAAAGUCCUCUGACUGUCUAUUGCUGGAGGCAGAAAGAAAGUAGUACCUGUACAGGUUGGAAUUUGCUGCACAUUGUUCAACAUGAAGACUUGCACAAUGGACAGGGAAGUUGCCUGGCUGUGUCCAUCCCCUUUCAACUGAAGAGAAUGCCCUGUGGUUGUGUUCCUGACAACAGCAUUUUAAGACUUAAUUGUGGGGAGGGAGGUAAUUUGUUACCCAUCUUAAUCCCACCACCACGCUUCAAAGAUAACUGCAGCACCUGUUUUGGUUAAUCAUGCUACAAAAAGGGGGUUCAAGGCAGCUUCGGGUUCCUGGACAUCUUUGCAGCACAGGAAUCAUUUUUUGUCUUCCUUGGUCCUGCCAUACUCUUGAAUGAGCCUGCUUCCUACAUGUUUCUCCUGCAUGUUGCUAUCCCAUUGGAACUUUCUGCUAUGGGAACAGAAACAGCCUUGGAAGCUGAAGGAGAACCAAUAAUUGUACCUUGGCUUUUGAUCUGUGCCAUAGUUCUGAUGCAGCAAGGCAAGCUUAAGAAUGUACUCCAGGAUAAGUCAAGAUCAUCACUGACCACAGCUGAGAAACUGACUGGCACCACCUGGGGAGAUUGUUAGAAUAAAUAGACAUUAAAUCAAAUUAAGGAGCUGGCAGACAAUGCUUACUGAUGUUUAUUUUCUGAUAACAUGUUCAGGCCAGCUUUUAAUUCUGCAGUCACUAACCACUUCUACAGUAAUCAACUGUAUCAAGAAUGGGACAAGCCACUUAGUUUUCCCAUUCUUCCCUCCAAGUAAACACGUCUCAGUGGUUGUAUGUAACACAAAGGGGAGGGCUUCUUCCCAGAACCUUGCAAUAAUGACAGUAUUGUCAACAUUCCAGAACCACAGCUAAAAACAUUUGGUAUGUCUGUGUGGGUGGUGAGGGAAUUCACAUUUCUCCUAUUUAGAGUGCUGACAGAUACACUGGCUGUGCUUAUGAGCAUUGCAGACCCAGCCCAUCUUAGUUAUGUUUCAGCGUGUCACGUGAGCUUAGAAAACUGGGUUGACUAAACCAGACAAACACUAUUUUAGCAUCCAUACAUUUUCUCAUAAGCCAUUAAUUGCAUAUGGCUGAAGGAAGAAUGGGGAAUUGCUCAAGACCAAUUGAUAAGCCAAUGGUGGAUGCAUGAAACUCAAUAGGUUUGCUGCCAAGGAUAUUUAAGAGAGCCUUACCCCAGCCCAGCAUUUCCCAGUACUAGAUUAUGUAAAUCUUUUGAGGAACUCUACAUAGGCCAGGGCAGCAAUGUAGCACCUGUGGUCACCAUGUCAUAUCCGACUUCCCCAUGCAUGGUGUCUUUGGCUGUUAAAAUAAAUUCAACUCAUACUAGGGACCAUCUUCUGUACUUUUGAGGACCACAGGUUGGGAAUCUUUUGGUCUUAGCCAACGUACACCACUAGCUCUCAAACCCAGGACUGAAAUUUCCAUGUCCCAGCAGUAGUGCUCUGCUUACUCAGAGGGGAGAAGUCAUUAAAACAUUUAAGAGCAGAGGAAGUCAUACAGAAGUGAAAAGGGAUGUUUUGUACCAUGUCCCAAAUAAUCCACCAUCAGAUUCUGAUUUUGCCAUCUGGAAAUAUGAACUAUACAAGCAA